GCUCGCGUGGACAGUUCGCCUUCGCUUCGGUCGCUCGUUUGCUUUGCGCGACCAGCUCAAUUUGAAAAUAAAAUUUUGGCCAAUAACAAAAUUGGUUUUUUCAAUUUGCCAAGAAAACAGCCGCAUCGAGAAACCGAGAAACCGCAAAGAAAUGCGACGCGACACGCUGCCAACAAAUUAAAUAUAACCUAAAGAAUCAACUCGAAAAGUGCAACAUUCCCCCAUAAAUCAUAAGCAAGCGUUGCAGUUAAGUUACCGCUAAAUUCUACGAUCCAACUACCAAGCAAAAAACAAAAGAAAAAGAUCAACCAUCAACGUAGGCUAAGAAACAGAACGGAAAAUGCUCAUGCACACCACAUCAAUUUCCACAACGUCGACGGCCACCAUGACCAACUCAUCGUCCUCCGCCACGCCCACACCCGGCUCGACCUCCUCCAACAACAGUGCCACGCUCGACACGCUGCACCAGCAACAGCAACAACAGCAGCAGCAGCAGCAUCAGCUGCAACAACAACUGCAGCAGUUGCACACGAACGCCGCCAACAAUUCGCGGCCCCCCUCGCGGGCCCCCUCCAUCCUGGACAGUCCGACCCUGGCGCGCGUGGAGCGGGCUCGUCUGCGACUGGAGCAGCAGGAGCGGGAGCGGGAACGGGAGCGGAGCAGCCAGCGCGAGGUGGGCGGCGGCAGCGGAGGGGGCGGCGGUGGCAGCAGCACCGGCACCGGCAGCACUGCCACCACCAUGAAUCGUGAGGAUAGCCUGGAGCGCAGCAUUUUGGAUCCCAAGAAAGAAACGGCGCCCUGGCAUCAGAUGUGGACGCACAUGAAACGCCUCUCGCACGCCUCCAAAGUCAAUUCGACGAGCAGCCUGACCGCCCAGAAAACCGAUGUGGGCGUGGGCCAUCAUCCAAACAUGACACCAAAUGCAACAGCAACAACAACAAUGGCAACGGCAAUGGGAACAAUGACAUCAACGCCCGGAAAAUGCAUUCUAUUUCCGGAUAAGACGGCCUCCCUGAAAAGCUCUAUGUAUACGCAACAGGUGUACUUCAGGCCCGAUAUGGUGAGUUGCAACAAACAAACCAAUUGGCUGAAUUUCAAGCAAGACCAAUCCUUGCUGGCAGGACGCAUUCCGGUGGCCUCCAUGACAGGACCCAUUAAACGCGGACUGCUGUGGCAGCAAAGGGAUCGGCUCUUCUCGCGCUGGAAGGAGCGAUACUUUGUGCUCACUCGUGACUACUUGCACUGCUUCAAAAGAGCCUCGGGAUCGGCCAAUGAACGUGCCUCGGAUAUGGGACAGUUUAUCUUCAAGGUCAAGCUGGUGGACGUGGAGAAGGUGGAGUGGCUGAACCGGCGCUCCUACAGCGCCAUUGGACUGCUUCUGGGUCGCGAGGGUCGUGUUCUCCUCCGCUGCGAUGAUGGCCUCGAGGAUUGGUUCGAGCUGCUGGAGGAAUGCACCAUGACCUCCAAGGAGCGACGACGUGCCCUGAAGAUCGCCCAAGGACCCAGAUCCCGCGCCUCCUUGGCUGCGCCCGUUUCGCACGCCUCGCUGCAGUUCCAGCACUUUGGACUGGGAGGCACUUACUCCAGUGCGCUGGACGACUGGCUGAUGACCAAUGGCACUGGUGGUCUGGCCCGCCACAAGAUCGGAGCUGGCAGCCUGAACGGCUAUGGCGGUGCCAAUCCCUUCCUGUUCUCCGAUUCGGUGCCGGAUCUGAGUGCUCUGAACAACGAAAACCACAAUCAUCACCUGAGCGGCAUCAGCACGAAUCACUCAACGCCGCAGAAGAUCCCGCACCACAGCAAUGCGAAUCUCAGUCGCUACUCCAAUGGUUAUGUCUCGGCCCAGAACAGUUUCACCCAGGCCGGCGCACUCUACGGUUCGCCCAGGCGGAUCUUCAUCAACAGCAGCUUCGGUUCCAACCAGGUGGUGGACGAGGAGACCGAGGAGACGGAGGUUCAGCUGAGGAGACCCCGACUGUUCCGCGGAGUGAGCGCUACUCCGGAUAAUGGCAACGAACUGGACCGCGAUUGGCUGUACAGGAAGCCGAGGGCGCCCACUGAUAUGAGGCACUCAGUGCAACCAAUGCUGCCCACUGGCGGAGGCAGCAACAUGGGGCUGGCCAAAACCGAGCUGGACUGUUCGGCCCAUGAUAGUGGCCUGGACACGCCCCCCUCGACGCACCGCCCCUCGAGCUAUCGGGAGGCGAGCAGGGACAGCACGGAGACGAAUGGCAGCUCGUCGCGAGGCACGCUGCUGAACAACUCAUCAUCGCCAGGCGGCAGUUUUCGGGCGAAAAAGCUGAACGCCCAAGUGAGCAAUCUCAAUCAGCUGAACUCCCUGCACGGCUCGAGGUACUCGGUGCAGGAUCAGCGCAUCCUGAAGAUGCGCAACAACGAGGAGGAACGCUGCGCCUCCAUCAAGAUGGCCAAUCGCCUCAAUCAGAAUCCGGAGCCGGCCACCUACGAUCCCAACCAGAAUCGCUACUACAAAAACGGCAAUGCCACGCCCCCCACCUCACUGACGCCCCAGCACACGCCGCAGCACAAGCUGAUGAUGCUGCACCAUGGGAAUGGGAACGGCAACAUGGGCACCCUGAAUGGCAACACCAACGGCUCGGAUCGGAUGAACGGAUCGGCCAUUUUCCGGGAGCGUUACCAACAUCCCGCCCUGGCCGCCAUCAUCAACGAGGCGCAGGGCCUCAAGUUUCGAGAGCGUGCGUAUUCAGACAGUCAGCAGCGUCGCCUGAACAACAACAAUGGACCGACCCCCCAGCCAGCCUCGCCCCUCGCCCAGCGCCGGAAUAAUGCCGGACUUGGAUCCGGAGUCGGAUCAGGCGCUAUAUAUGGCACGCCCACGCGUGUAUAGCGCCUAAAGGUCUAAGGAUCUAGGGAUAAUCCAAAUCGAUGGAGUGCAGACUGCUCCCCCACUAGUUUAAUAAGGAUAUAAGCGCUAAAUUAGUCGACUUGCUAGAAAGUUUGGAAAUUAUUUGCAUAGAAAAUACUUCAACGAAGGUAGAGAAUAGUAACUAAAUCUUAACUGUGUAUGUAGUAGUACUCGUAGUGUGUGUGCUCCAAUGUCCAGCUUUAUGUAAAUGUUUAAAUAAAUAUACAUUAGUAAAAGGCAUCUUAAUAAAAGAUAA
Drosophila santomea is the source of this 3140-nucleotide messenger RNA. RefSeq lists its product as uncharacterized. Bases 341 to 2866 code for a protein of 841 amino acids. NCBI's taxonomy places the organism in Eukaryota, Metazoa, Arthropoda, Insecta, Diptera, Drosophilidae. Gene Ontology annotation, cellular component: plasma membrane. Gene Ontology annotation, biological process: actin cytoskeleton organization. The record is from RefSeq and is a predicted model, not a curated record. The transcript has 10 exons.